AUACCAUAAAGUAAAGCAUUUCGGUAAGUACAGCAACUGACCCAUACUGAAUUGGAGGGUUCUCUAUGAUAGUUUUCUACUCGCAUUUGAAUGAAUGAAACAGUAUGGACUGAUAGAAUAUUUUUUUUUCUUGAUAAUAGAACGCAAUAAAACAGAACGUAAAUUAAAACAAGCCAAACGAAAAUUAGAGGAAGCAGUCGACGAGGACAGUAAACGAGCAAUAGACGAGGAAAUACAAGAAUUAGAGAUACGAUUGUUAUAUAUUACGCAUCAUCCACGCACGGCUGAUUAUGUAUCACUCUAUCCCAAAUCCAAUGAGAAUGAUCCCAAAAGCCAGAAAAAGCGUGAAAAGCUUUUGAAUGAUAUCAAACAAGCAUUGAAAGACGGCGAUAAGGAUUUGGUACAGUUAAACAAGCGAUAUAGAGAGAAUUAUAAAGAGCAGUUGAUCAAAAGAGGUAUUCUUCAGCCCGUAACGCCCGUUGAUAUCGAAAACUUGGAUACCAGCGCUACUAAGACUGGAGAUGUUGAAGUUCACGAAGGAGAUACAGAAAACAAUGACGAUUUCUUCGAAAUGUAAAUAACUUUUUUUUUUUCUGUUUUUUUGAAUUAUUAGACAUCACUAUCAUUAUUUAUAUCGCACAUCAUUAUACACAAAUCACAAACAAUCACCUUCACUUGCAUAUCUGACGAAUUUCUUGUCCACUAGAUGAUGAAAUAUUAAAUAUCUUUAUUGAAUAAAGAAUAGAAAAUAAAUACA
This is a messenger RNA of Mycotypha africana, 757 nucleotides long. RefSeq lists its product as uncharacterized. The coding region runs from base 95 to 577 and encodes 160 amino acids. The transcript has a single exon. Gene Ontology annotation, biological process: maturation of SSU-rRNA from tricistronic rRNA transcript (SSU-rRNA, 5.8S rRNA, LSU-rRNA). The record is from RefSeq and is a predicted model, not a curated record. NCBI's taxonomy places the organism in Eukaryota, Fungi, Mucoromycota, Mucoromycetes, Mucorales, Mycotyphaceae. Gene Ontology annotation, cellular component: preribosome, small subunit precursor; nucleolus.